Messenger RNA from Hibiscus syriacus, 1641 nucleotides. Its product is annotated as probable plastidic glucose transporter 2. The record is from RefSeq and is a predicted model, not a curated record. NCBI's taxonomy places the organism in Eukaryota, Viridiplantae, Streptophyta, Magnoliopsida, Malvales, Malvaceae. The transcript is spliced from 13 exons. Gene Ontology annotation, molecular function: hexose transmembrane transporter activity. The coding region runs from base 31 to 1503 and encodes 490 amino acids. Gene Ontology annotation, cellular component: membrane. Gene Ontology annotation, biological process: monosaccharide transmembrane transport.
GAAGGCCAGAUCUGGCUGCUCUAGUCUGGGAUGUGGAGUCGUCAUCGUGAAGCAUUCUCCAUGUACAAGAGGAUGCCAUCAGGAGAUCAUUCAACUAUAGUUGAUGAUGUGGAAGAGAACUCAGCUCUCUUACAAAAAAGCAUGGACAUGGAAACUACAAAUCCUUCAUGGUUGCUUUCCUUUCCGCAUGUAGUAGUGGCAACCAUAACUUCACUCCUAUUUGGCUACCACCUUGGGGUAGUUAAUGAACCACUUGAAAGCAUCUCCAUAGAUUUAGGUUUCAGUGGCAAUACUCUGGCUGAAGGUCUGGUGGUGAGUACAUGUUUGGGUGGUGCCUUUAUUGGAUCUUUAUUCAGUGGUUUGGUUGCUGAUGGUGUUGGACGUCGUAGGGCAUUUCAGUUGUGUGCUCUGCCUAUGAUUAUUGGUGCCGCUACAAGUGCAACAACAAAAACUUUGGCGGGUAUGCUCAUCGGAAGGUUCUUAGUUGGGACUGGAAUGGGACUUGGUCCACCUGUUGCCUCUCUUUAUGUGGCAGAGGUUUCCCCUGCUUCUUUAAGGGGAACGUAUGGAAGCUUCAUCCAGAUUGCAACAUGUCUGGGACUAAUGGGAGCUCUGUUUAUUGGAAUCCCUGUCAAAGAAAUUGCUGGCUGGUGGCGUGUUUGUUUUUGGGUCUCAACUAUUCCCGCUGGAUUACUUGCAUUUUUCAUGAUGUUUUGUGUGGAAAGUCCACAUUGGUUGUACAAGAAAGCAAGAAGUGCUGAAGCUGAAGCAGAAUUUGAGAGGCUUUUAGGUGGAUCACACGUCAAAUAUGCCAUGCUAGAAUUAUCCAAAUUGGACAAGGGGGAUGAAGCAGACGCUGUGAGGCUCACAGAAUUGCUCUAUGGCCGCCAUUUUAAAGUUGUUUAUAUUGGGUCAACCCUAUUUGCUUUACAACAGCUAUCUGGAAUAAAUGCUGUGUUUUAUUUCUCUUCAUCUGUAUUUAAAAGUGCGGGAGUGCCAUCGGAUGUUGCAAAUGUUUUGAUAGGAGUAGCAAAUUUAUCAGGAUCUAUUGUUGCGAUGCUUUUAAUGGAUAAACUUGGAAGGAAGCUGCUUCUUUUGUGGAGCUUCUUUGGCAUGACUAUUGCAAUGGUUCUUCAAGUUGCUGCGGCAAAUACUUUCAUGUCAGGCUCUGGAUCUUUAUACCUAUCAGUUGGUGGCAUGCUAAUGUUUGUCUUAACAUUUGCACUAGGAGCUGGUCCUGUUCCCGGUCUCCUGCUGCCUGAAAUUUUCCCUAACCGAAUCAGGGCAAAAGCUAUGGCAUUCUGUAUGUCAGUACACUGGGUAAUCAAUUUCUUUGUUGGUUUGCUCUUCCUGCGCUUGCUGGAGCAACUUGGCCCGCAGCUUUUAUACACCAUUUUCGCAAGCUUUUGCAUGAUGGCUGUGGUCUUUGUUAAAAGGAAUGUAAUGGAGACCAAAGGAAAAUCCCUUCAAGAGAUAGAGAUUGCUCUUCUCCCACCGGAAUAGAGAUGCUACGUCAUCUUCCAAAAUUUUUUAACAUUUAUUUUUUGAUGUUGAGCUAAAACAACCACCCGACAUGUACAAAUAUGCGAGCGCAACAGUGUUAUGCAUGUAUGUAUUAUCAAUAGUAGAUAAUUCAGUCCA